Salmo salar (Atlantic salmon) is the source of this 7925-nucleotide messenger RNA. Its product is annotated as neuromedin-K receptor. Gene Ontology annotation, cellular component: plasma membrane; sperm midpiece. Gene Ontology annotation, molecular function: tachykinin receptor activity. Lineage: Eukaryota; Metazoa; Chordata; Actinopteri; Salmoniformes; Salmonidae. Gene Ontology annotation, biological process: positive regulation of flagellated sperm motility; G protein-coupled receptor signaling pathway. The record is from RefSeq and is a predicted model, not a curated record.
GUGCCAUCGCGCUCACAUUCAACAGGAGGCAAGUGGUGGAUGCGGAUGGAAACUUAUACUUCGUAUUUUGCCAUCUUCACCGAAGUAGAGGCAUGCACUCAAAGCUAAAAUUCUAAACGGGAUGCGUUCAGGCGACUGCGGUGGAGUCGAAGCUGACAGGUCUUUUUAUUCAAAGUUGAGAUAAUUUUUACUGGCGUAUUGCGGAGAGGUGCGUUGCGCGCGGUGGUGGAGCUAUCUACUCUGUUUCUCUGAAGAGCAGCCUGAAAAAACUACUUAUUCCACAGUAGGAAGUUACAAUUUAAGUCAUAAUGGCAGCUGUGGCACUCAAUGGAUCGAACAUAACAACCGGGAACUUUACGAAUCAGUUUGUUCAGCCGCCUUGGCAAGUUGCCCUGUGGUCGGUUGCCUACAGCUCCGUUUUGGCGGUGGCUGUGUUCGGAAACCUCAUUGUCAUAUGGAUAAUUCUCGCCCACAAACGAAUGCGGACAGUCACCAACUAUUUCCUUUUGAACUUGGCAUUUUCGGACGCAUCCAUGGCCGCCUUCAACACAUUAAUUAAUUUUAUAUAUGCUGCCCACGGAGACUGGUACUUCGGAGAGGCUUAUUGCAGGUUUCACAACUUUUUCCCCGUCACCUCCGUGUUCGCAAGCAUCUAUUCGAUGACUGCAAUUGCCGUUGAUAGGUACAUGGCCAUCAUCCACCCUCUGAAGCCACGGCUGUCGGCCACAGCCACCAAGGUGGUGAUCAUGUGUAUCUGGGCGCUGGCCGUGGUGCUGGCCUUCCCCCUCUGCUUCUACUCCACCAUCCGCAUCCUGCCCCGCCGGACCAUCUGCUAUGUGGCCUGGCCCCGCAAGGAGGACGACCCCUUCAUGUUUCAUAUCAUUGUGAUGCUACUGGUCUACCUACUGCCCCUAAUGGUAAUGGGCAUCACCUACACCAUCGUCGGGGUGACGCUGUGGGGGGGAGAGAUUCCGGGGGAUUCAUCUGACAACUACCACAGCCAGCUCCGGGCCAAGAGGAAGGUGGUCAAGAUGAUGAUCAUUGUGGUGGUGACCUUUGCCCUCUGCUGGCUGCCGUACCACGUCUACUUCAUCGUGACGGGCCUCAACAAGGCUCUGAUGAGGUGGAAGUCCAUCCAGCAGGUGUACCUGUCAGUGAUGUGGCUGGCCAUGAGCUCCACCAUGUACAAUCCCAUCAUCUACUGCUGCCUGAACAGCAGGUUCCGGGCUGGCUUCAAGCGGGCGUUCCGCUGGUGCCCCUUCGUCCAGGUGUCCAGCUAUGAUGAGCUGGAGCUGAGGGCCACCCGCCUCCACCCGGCCCGCCAGAGCAGCAUGUACACCCUGUCCCGCAUGGAUACCUCCGUGGUAGUGGUGUAUGACCCUGUAGACGGAACAAACAACCAGAACCAAGCCAGGAAGAAGAGCUACGUCAACCAGAGAGUGGAAAACGGGCUUGGUUGCAAUGGGAACGGGGCCAAGGCUAAGGCAGGCUGCGCCCCCAAUGCUGAGGCUGAGGACUUCUCCUAAAGGAGGGCAUGCUGGAUGCAGACACACUGUCAGGCAUGAUCAAACACACAGGCAUGUGUUCACACAUGCAAGCAUGUAUAGAGUGGUAACAUAUACUGUGUACAGUACAUGCAAAGACAGGUAGACAUUGCAAACAUACAUACAUGCUGUCCCUAUCAAUACACACAUGCAAACACACACUUUUCAAAGAGUUCAGAGAAUAUCGCUGAAAACACAUUUUAGAUGAGAAGCAGGAAUUAAUUGUCAAAUAUAACCAUCAGAUAGUAUAUUGUUGUACGGUCUGUAAUACUAUGAAAAUCACUGAAGUGUACUGUAUAUAAAAACAUGCAUAAGAAAAAAAGAUGUACAAAAAAUGCCUGUCCCAGUAACAUCCUGAAUGCAAUGGCUACUGAGUGUUUAAAACAUUAUGAAUACCUGCUCUUUCCAUGACAUAGACUGACCAGAUGAAUCCAGGUGAAAGAUAUGAUCCCUUAUUGAUCCACUUCAAUCAGUGUAGAUGAAGGGGAGGAGAAAGGUUAAAGGAUUUUGCUGGGUUUUUCACACUCAACGUUUCCCGUUUGUAUCAAGAAUGGUCCACCGCCCAAAGGACAUCCAGCCAACUUGACACAACUGUGGGAAGCAUUGGAGUCAACAUGGGCCACCAUCCCUGUAGAAUGCGUUCGACACCUUGAGACCUCUAGAUUCCAUGCCCCGAUGAAUUGAGGCAAUUCAAUAUUAGGAAGGUGUUCUUGAUGUUUUCUACACUCAGCUCCAAAAGUAUUGGGACAGUGAAAAUGUGUUUGUUGUUUUGGCUCUGUACACCAACACUUUGGAUUUGAAAUGAUAUGAGGUUAAUGUGCAGACUGUCAGCUUUAAUUGGAAGGUAUUUUCAUCCAUAUCUAGUGAACCGUUUAGACAUUACCACACUUUUAGAUUCUCUCUGCUACAGUAGAUACCAGAGAGAAAACAUUUUCUGGAGCAACCGAUAUCUUUAGGUAGUGUGUCCAUAGUUACCAUUUGUAGCAGUGGGUUUUAGCUGUAGUCUUAUGUCAUGUAUAGAAUGACUGGUCCCAGUUUAAACAAACUACAACUUAGAAAGGCUUCAUAUAGCAUACUGAAGUGCAGACUGUCAGCUUUAAUUUGAGGGUAUUUCCAUCCAUAUCGGGUGAACCGUUUAGAAAUUACAGUACUGUUUGAUUAUGCACAAAUACCAUACACCUCAAAAAUGCUAACCUCCCCUGUUAUUGUAAUGGUGAGAGGCUAGCAUGUCUUGGGGUAUGAUAUUUGUGCGUCUCUAACAUUCUCACUCAUCGUUAUUCACGAUUCAUUCAGGAUUAUUCAUAAUCAUGGUAGCAUCCACAUUCAUGUAGAAGUGUUUAGAAAUGUAUUCUUAUUGACGAUAAAAGGACACAAUACAUUACAUUCGGCACAAAACAAUCUGAAACACCACCAAAACACAACCAAAACAGUCUCAUCUCUAUAGAGCUGCUGCCUAUGCUGUCUAACAAAAUCACUAUUUUGUAGUUCUUCAAAGUAAAUUAGGCAUACUUUUAUGACUGCUGAAUACCAACUAUCAAUCACUUAGAUCAUCUAUUUUCAGGUAGAUACCUCCGAAGCAACAGCUACUCUCUAUAUCCCCUCAUGAUUGCACAUUCUUCUCUGUCUUCAGUAGCAGGCGGAAAAGAAACACAGAGCGGACAAGUAGAUGAGCAAUGGCUUAUGGUCAAUGUAGUUAAUUACCACUUUAUGCGCUAAACUAUAUAGAAUAUUGGCAUGUUGGAAACUACAACUCCCUACUAUAUUGCACAGUUCAGGCUGGAUCUGAUUUAUCUCUAGAGAAACUGUGCAAUGUGCACAUUGAGCUCACAGAAAACCUCAGAAAUAAAUGGAAUUCAAAUAAUUGAACUGACUUUGGUCAAUUAGUGGUUUUAGAAACCGAAAAAUAAUCUACAUUUCGGUUAAUUGCUCAGCACUACAAAUACUAAACUUGUGACUGCUUUAACACACAUAUAAGUGAAUUUGUCCCAAUGCUUUUGGUCCCCUAAAAUGGGAGGAGUAUGUACUGUACAAGAAGUGCUGUAAUUUCUAAACGAUUCACCUGAUAUAGAUGAAAAUACCCCCAAAUUAAAGCUGACAGACUGCAUUUUAACGGCGUAGUUAUUGUAUCAUUUCAAAUCCAAAGUGCUGGCGUACACAGCCAAAACAACAAAAAAUUUGUCACUGUCCCAAUACUUUUGGAGCUCACUGUAUAUAACAUAUUUUAUAUGAUGAAAUACUGUAUACAUUUGAAACAAUGUACAGAGUUCAUGUGAAGAGCUACAACAGCGACAGCAUGCUACGUCAUCAAUGUAUUGUUUACGCAAUAAUGUUGGCCAGUACUCCAUUUACAAUGACGUGCUGGGGGGAAACAGGCAGAAUACAUGCCUCGCUGACGACGGUUCUUCUGUAUGCACGGUCCUCAUUGAGCUGAAUGAUCCUUUCUCAUCACACCACACACACACACACACACACACACACUCAGCACUGUGGGAGAUUUAACAUGUCAUGGAGGGGCCCCUUAAAUAUAUACAGACACAUCGGAGUACACCUAAACAUUCCCUCCUUUGAUCUUUUGCUUACGGAGCUAUGAUUGGAACACUGGGCUUUCCGUGUUACUUUCUGGGUCAUGCUAUUGUAAACUGUAUAGGCUAGACUACCGUGCGCCAGAUCAUCAUGUGACGCUCUAACAUCAGCACAUUUGAUUGACCUGUGUUUUAGAUAUAGGCGUGCUCGAUACUAGAGAGAGAACAUUUUCUGGAGCAACCGAUAUCUUUAGGUAGUGUGUCCAUAGUUACCAUUUGUGGCAGUGGCUUUUAGCUGAAGUCUUACGUAAUGUAUAGAAUGACUGGUCCCAGUUUAAACAAACGACAACUUAUAAAGGCUUCAUGUGGCAUACGUAUGGUCUUCGUAAGCACUGCACAGAUUGUACAUGUCAAGUCUGUCAUGUAGUUACAUCAUGUAUAGAAUGACAAAGUAUCCGUCUAUCCCUCCAUUAUGCCCCAGUUGUAACCUCUCUAGCCACUUAGUGAUUUCCAAUGGAAAACACUGUUGAUUAAACUCGCCAGUAAGAAAUAUCUUUGUUAAUUGAGUUUUGAUAGCCUGCCAUCGCUGCAGUGAAUCUGGUUUGAUUACCUAAUGGUCCCUCAACUUUUUUCCCAUAGUCCCUUGUGUGUGCGUGUGCAAGUGCAUGUCCUUGUGUGUCAGUGCGUGUGAGAGUGCACGUUUGUGUGUGUGCGUGUUAGGUGUUAGUGUGUAUGCACAUUGUUUUUCCUCCAUAGUCCUACAUGGUCAACAUUAGGUCACCAUUGGCAACAAAGCAAACUAACGAUUACACAGAUGUGCACAUAAAUAACUAGCUAAUUGUUUAUCUAAAGCGGCGUCAUUGAUCUGAAUCCGAAUGCUUAGAACAGCAUGAAUAGAUGCCUAUUUGUUACUGCUAAUGUUUUAAAGCAGUGUCCAUAUUUUUCUAGUUUUCUAUGGGUAGCUUUGUGGUUGAUACACGCUUUCAAAUAAGAAAACAAGUGCAGGGAAAACUGAUGUGGAAUGGAAGAAAAAUAGCAGAUGACAGUUGCCCUUUUUUUUUUAGCUGCCCACCUACUUUUAUUUUGCCUUCAUAUUCCCAUUGAGAAGUGCAUCACCUCCUGCAUUGUACUUACAUACAGCACUGUAGCUUUGAAAGAAAUGGCCACAAUGAGAUUUUUAUACGAUCACAGUGUUUAUGUGUGUGUGUGUGCUUGUGCGUGUGUGCGCCCACGGAGCAGAGUUUUCAUGAUCACAGUGUGUGUGUGUGUGUGUGUGUGUGUGUGUGUGUGUGUGUGUGUGUGUGUGCGUGCAUCCACAGUACAGUGGUUAUAUAUGACCACAGUGUUUAGAGUCAAGAUGUCAGGUAAACCCUUGGGCCAUCAAUUAGAGGGGUGGUAUUUCUCCCCUGUGUGUGUGUGUGUGCUUGCGUGCAUGUGUGCAUGUACUAUAUAUGUGUGUGUAUAUGUGCAUUUGUGUGUGUGUGUAAUCCUUCUGGGUUUAAAUCAAGUGCUGGCACUAGCACCAGGCUUCUCUUCAGCCUUUGUCUUGUUUGGCUCGACACUCAAAGAGAACAACCACAUUUGGUUUAGGGUAUUUCUUCCCCUGACCAACGAGCCGUGUUAUACCCAACAGCCCAGCGCAGUAUAAAGACAUUACAUGCCAUAGCUCAGGUUCCACGGCUGUCUGAUAGGGGGUCUCUAGGGGGUCUCCUGCCAACUCCCUCAGGGGGAAAAGAUAAUUCAAAGCCUGAUGCACUAGUCUUACCUUGGCCCCCCAAGGCCCUUGUAGCCGGUGAAGUGUUGUAUUUUGUCACAGUUUGAAUUGAAAUGUAAUGGUUUUUUUCCAGAUGACAGACUACCCACCUGUGGCCCUCAGCUUGACUUAAAGAUAACAUGAAAAUAACAGCUGUGUGGAUGAAGAAAAAAAACUGCCGGUAGUAAGGUAACAAACUGUACGCACAGCAAGUCACAUUCAAUAGCGUUAUCAAAUAUCAGUGCGGUUGCAUCGCUGUGACAGGUUGCAUCACAAGUGAUGGAAUGUAGUUCUUUAGUUUAACACUUGAGCAUGAUACCUAAUUUUAAAGCAGUGCAUUUAUGCAAUAAAAUGUGAGGAUUGGAGUCAUCAUAGAAAAUUCUAUGGUGAUAUAGAGGCAGGAAUUUGGCACGAUGUUGUAACGGCAGUGAGCAGGUUAAUCAAAAGAUAUUAAGAGUAUUAUAACUUUGAUCAAAGACAUUUCUAAAAAAAAAAAAAUCAUGACACGCACUUUCAUUCGUUUGUUUUGAUAUAAGCUAACGUGACCAUUCGAUUUGAUAGUGAUGUAAAUGCACAUCAGUGAAAUCAGACUAGAUUCAGUUUAAUAUUGCCAUUCAUCUUCUCUGCGAGGAUACCUCCGAUGUGUCUUUACCCUAGACAUGAAGUCAACAUGGUCUUACCAGAAUAUGUAAAGACAGUGACGUUAAACCAUUGUAGUUAUAUGCCACUUAAGCUUACGUAUUAGUUGUAUAUCACUUACAAUGACAUGACUUACCUAAUCUGAUGUGUUACUUGUGUGUCACUUAUUGCUCUUAUGUCAUUGUAAAGACGUAUUGUCUAUGAUUAGGGACAGGUUGUCCUAAUGUCCUAUAACGUCAACAUUCUGACAUAUUUCUAAUGAGGUAUGUCUGGUGUAGUGUUGUUGGAGAAUGCCAAUAGAAUGUUCUAAGCCUUUAUGAAAGAAUGUAAAGAAACUUUGGAGACGUUAUGAUUCAAGAAUGUAAAGAAAUACUAUAUUUGCGUCGUGUAUUUCAUUACGUGUUGUCAUGAUGUGUUUUAGCUACAGUAUUUAUCAUUCAAUGGCAAAUCAAGCUUUUCAUCGAUAGCCAAUUGUGUUGAUACAGUGUUGGUAUUCAUUAAGAUAUGGUUUGAUACAACAAGAAACAAAAUACAGCAACAACAAAAAAAAAUGUUGUGAUGUCAGUCGCCCUUUGUAUAUUUGUGUUACUGAAGACAAUGUUUUCGGUUUAAUGUAUAACUAAUGGUGCCUCUAUCAAAUGGUAGGUCUUUUUGCUUUGCAGUUGUCCAGAUGAACUGAUUUGAUAACACUUCAUUGUAAAGGACCCUGAAUAAGGAUAUACCACAGAGUAAUCAGUCAUAACACCUUUACAGUGCUAAUGGCAGCAUACAGUAUGCAACAAACUCCCAGUUGACCAAUGCUGUGUAGUGACUUAACAUUGGCAUAAGAUAUUAUGAAUGUUCAUGUAGUGCUUCUAAAGUUGUAAUGUGAUGCUUAUGCAUGUGGUAUAAAGUAUUUCUGCAUAACCUCUUCUAAAGUUUGUUUUUAUGGGCCAGUUUCAUGUACCCAGAUUAAGUUUAUUAAUGGCCUCAAAAUUUGCUUUGAAUAGGCUUAAUCUAGGUAUGUGAACCCAGCCUGUACUAAACAGUAUUGUUCUGCUAUCAAUGUACAAAAUUCUGUCUUAGCUUAAUGUCAAGGGUCUGUCUAUGGUCUUAUCAUGCAUGUUUACAUCUACACAACCAAAAAUAUGGAAUUUAAAAUACUUUAUUGUAAUGUAAGAAACAUACACUUGGAAAAUCCUGUUUGCUCAGAUUGAAAAGUGUUUUAUGUGGUUAUGAGUUACAUGUACAUUUACAAGCGGCAUAUGUAUAACUUGCAGUUUUUCACAGUGAUAACAGUAGCACAGGCCCUUCCAAUUUAAGACGUGUAAUCAUAAAUCAAUACAUUCAAUUCUGUGCAUUGUGAACAGUUUUGUGUUAGUUAUUUAUGACCAAUUGGUGGAGUUUUGGUUGACUUUCGUCACAACAUGGACUUUGUCAUUGUCAAUGGAAAGUGAUCCUGUAAAUAAAAUAGUUUUAUGUUCUUUA